Gilbertella persicaria is the source of this 625-nucleotide messenger RNA. RefSeq names its product regulator of volume decrease after cellular swelling-domain-containing protein. The record is from RefSeq and is a predicted model, not a curated record. The coding region runs from base 1 to 582 and encodes 193 amino acids. Gene Ontology annotation, cellular component: cytosol; spliceosomal complex. Gene Ontology annotation, biological process: mRNA cis splicing, via spliceosome. The transcript has 3 exons. NCBI's taxonomy places the organism in Eukaryota, Fungi, Mucoromycota, Mucoromycetes, Mucorales, Choanephoraceae.
AUGACUGUUACUUUACUUAGUCAAGCACCUGAUCUUGCUUCCUCAAAGCCUCGCCAUAUUCAAAAAGACACUCAACUUUUUAUUUCUCCUCCUUUAGCAGGUCACCAAGGUCCUAUUGUGGGUGACUUGAGUGUGUGUGAAGAACAGUUUUACUUUUAUUCACCUUCUGCUCAGUCUGGUAUCGCAGUUGAAUAUCCAGACAUUAUUAUCCAUGCUAUCUCAAGACAAGAUGGUCAACCUAGUAUUUACUGUCAAUUAGAUGCAGGCUUAUUCUUUCCUAACCAAACAUUACCUGAAGACGAACAAGAAAGAGAAGAAACAGUGACAGAACUCCGUUUAGUACCUCAAGACAGUGGUGCUUUGGAAGGCAUUUAUUUGGCCAUGUCAGAAUGUGCAGCACUUCAUCCUGAUCAUGAAUUUAUGGCAGAACAAGAAGAAGACAGUGACGGACAAGAGUUUUAUGCUGAUCCUAGUGACGAAGCAGAAUUAAAUGAGAUGCAACAAGCUGCUCUUCGACACUUGGAAUCUGUGUUUGAACCACCAACUAUGAAUGGACACCAUUAUGAACAAAAUGAACAAUGAAGUGUGUAAAUAAAUAAAUAAAAAAAAAAGUUUAUUUCUUUUG